UAAAGAAACAACACUGCAGUCUGAAAAAGCUUGACGAAUUUCUUCGUAUCAAGCUUGUUUGUGAAACAUAAAUGGAAAUGGGAAAAGAGGUGGUGAACAAGCAAGUGAGUUUUAAAGAUUACAUUAGAGAUGCACCAAAGGAAUCUGAUAUGGAGCUCAAGUCCAGUACUAUUGCCUUGGAGGUGAAAGAGGGCACAGAGGAUGUUGUAGUGAAAAACUUGUACCUGUCAUGUGAUCCUUACAUGAGAGGCAGAAUGGGGAACUACCACAAGUCAUACAUACCUCCCUUCACCCCUGGAUCAGUUUUACAAGGUUUUGCAGUUGCUAAAGUGAUACUUUCAAAUCAUCCAAAUUUUAAAGAGGGCGAUUUGGUAUCUGGAAUGUCUGGGUGGGAAGAUUAUAGCAUAAUACCAAAGGGAAAUAACUUAACAAAGAUCUCAUCAAUUGAUUUACCACUUUCAUAUUUUGUGGGAAUUCUAGGAAUGCCUGAAUUAACAGCUUAUGCUGGAUUCUUUGAGGUUUGCUCUCCUAAAAAGGGAGAGCACGUUUUUGUCUCUGCAGCCUCUGGAGCAGUUGGCCAGCUUGUUGGGCAAUUUGCAAAGUUGAUGGAUUGCUAUGUUGUCGGGUGUGCUGGGAGUAACGAGAAGGUGGAUUUACUGAAAAAUAAGUUGGGUUUUGACGAUGCUUUCAACUAUAAGGAGGAGCAUGAUAUGAAUGCCACUCUGAAAAGGUAUUUUCCAAAAGGAUUUGACAUCUAUUUUGACAAUGUGGGAGGGAGCAUGCUUGAUGCAGUACUUAGAAAUAUGAAAGUCCAUGGCCGUAUUGCUGUUUGUGGUAUGAUCUCUCAAAAGAGUUUUCAGAAUGAAGGAGGCAUACAAUACAUAAGUCUGGCUAUCCCCAAGCGCAUAAGGUUGGAAGGUUUCCUUCAGUCUGAUUAUAUGCACUUGUACCCUCAGUUUCUGGAGAAUGUGAUAAAUUAUAUCAAACAAGGGAAGAUAACUUACAUUGAAGAUGUUGCUGAAGGACUUGAAAAUGCACCAGCAGCUUUUGUGGGGCUGUUUCAUGGUAAAAAUCUUGGCAAGCAAGUAGUUCAUAUCAAUGAUGAGUAAUGGAAUUGCAAGUGCAGUUCUGGGAAGAUUAAUUUUGCAUAAAAAUGCAACCAAAUAAUGUUAUCUCUUAAAUAUUAAUUUGACUUGGAGAAUUUAAUGCAUCUUACAAACUGCUUUGGUUCAGGCAGGAAUUCGAACCUUGG
This is a messenger RNA of Cryptomeria japonica (Japanese cedar), 1252 nucleotides long. Its product is annotated as 2-alkenal reductase (NADP(+)-dependent)-like. The record is from RefSeq and is a predicted model, not a curated record. NCBI's taxonomy places the organism in Eukaryota, Viridiplantae, Streptophyta, Pinopsida, Cupressales, Cupressaceae. Bases 72 to 1109 code for a protein of 345 amino acids. Gene Ontology annotation, molecular function: oxidoreductase activity, acting on the CH-CH group of donors, NAD or NADP as acceptor. The transcript has 5 exons.